AUGGAUAUCGCAUAUGAUCACAUCCAGGAGGAGAUCCUCAACUCUAACAAGCACGAGGACUCCUCCGAAUCUAAUACCGAGAAAUCGAACAUCAACCUCAACAACGAGCUUCAAGAAACCUUCCGCGCCUUCUCCGCCAGCCCGUGGGGUACCCGAAUCGGCGGACUCUGGGAUAACGUUCGCAAGCAGGGUGAAAGUUACUACGAAAGUGCUCAACAAGAAUAUGCGGCUGCUAGCGAGGAGGCUGUGAAGGGAUUCUCCGAUUUGCGGGACAGCAUCGUGGAUCGGACGAAGGGGCUCUCUCUGAGCACAGCGACCUUGUCCGGUGGCGGCGAAGGACAAAAAGAAGAAGUCGCGACACCGACAGCAUCGACUGAAGGAGAGUCUAAGGGACAGGAACAGACUGCUGGUUCCAGCGGAGAGGGAUUCAUUUCCCGGUUCAAGGCCGAAGCAGCCCGACGGCUCAAAGAGAUCGAAAAGGCCGAGGAGGCGGCAGAUGAAGCUAUAAUGCGGUUUGGCCUGAAUAUCAGUCAGAAGCUCCGCGAUGCUGUCAGUAUAGUGCCCCCUGAGUCUGAUGAAUCGGGAAAGCUUCUCUUCGAAAGUAAGGAUGCUGAGGGCAAGAGAGUCAUCCAUGCCACCCGAUUUGAAGCACAGCUCCACGUUAUCCAUUCCAACCUGGAGAGUUUCACCAAAGACCCCGUCAGUGAGAAGUUCCCGGAUUUCAAGCAAGACUUCAAUGUUGAGAGCAAAACAGACAAUAUUGCUUCGGAUUUGGAUAAGUACCCCGAUCUGCGGUCGGCCAAGGAGAAACUUGUGCCGGAGAAGGUUGAGUAUGCAGAGUUCUGGACCCGGUACUAUUUCUUGCGCCUAGUCAUUGAAACUGAAGAAAUGAAGCGAAAAGAACUCCUCAAAGGUGCCAAUGUUGAGCAAGAGGAAGAAGUUGGCUGGGAUGAUGACUCUGACUCGGAGCAAGAUUCUCCUUCCACUCCCCAGGUUCGCGCUCGCAACCAGGAAUCUGCCCUUAGCAAUGACGCCCAGAAGCCGGAACCUCGCCGAUCCAAUGACCAGCAAUCCCAGGCGGACAGCGAAUCAAGCUACGAUGUCGUGAGCGGAACCGCUAGCAGGGCUCCUGGUAGCCCUAAGGAGAAGAGUUCGGCCACUGAUACCAAGGCGGACGAAAGUGACGAGGACUGGGAAUAA
This is a messenger RNA of Penicillium macrosclerotiorum, 1200 nucleotides long. RefSeq names its product BSD domain-containing protein. NCBI's taxonomy places the organism in Eukaryota, Fungi, Ascomycota, Eurotiomycetes, Eurotiales, Aspergillaceae. The record is from RefSeq and is a predicted model, not a curated record. Gene Ontology annotation, cellular component: cytoplasm. The coding region runs from base 1 to 1200 and encodes 399 amino acids. The transcript is spliced from 2 exons.